Messenger RNA from Gorilla gorilla gorilla (western lowland gorilla), 2197 nucleotides. RefSeq names its product interleukin 13 (gene IL13). Gene Ontology annotation, molecular function: cytokine receptor binding. NCBI's taxonomy places the organism in Eukaryota, Metazoa, Chordata, Mammalia, Primates, Hominidae. The record is from RefSeq and is a predicted model, not a curated record. The transcript is spliced from 4 exons. Bases 860 to 1369 code for a protein of 169 amino acids. Gene Ontology annotation, cellular component: extracellular region. Gene Ontology annotation, biological process: immune response.
CCAGUGGCACUAGGAACACUUACAAUCUCUGACCUGGACUAAGGCUGCCAGCCUGGCCCAGUUAAGAGUUUCCCAGAAGGAUGGCCCAUACACUUUAAAUUAAAGGGGCCAGACACGUGCACACUACUUCCAGCCACUCUGGAAGCUGAGGUGGGGGGAUCGCUUGAGUCUGGGAGUUGGAGGCCAGCCUAGGCAGGCAACAUAGUGAGACCCCAUGUCCAAACAAAACAAAACAAAACAAAACAAAAAACAAAACAAAAAAAACCACCAAAAUAGGUCUCAGAAAGACCUCUGAAUCUUUCUGGAUCUCUCAGUGGAGACCUGGAAAUCUGAACUUUGACAAUCCCUCUCACAGUGGAGCCAAGGAGAAAUUAGGCAAGCCAAAAGAAGUGAACUUUACUCUUCUAUUGCCUGUUUGAAUUUUGUAUCCAAGCAAGUGUUACUUAAGUAAUUUAAGAGACUGGUUCAUCGAAAAAAUAAAACUCCCCAAAUUCCCAUAGCUGGUAGACUGUGGUCACAGCCACAGUGCACUAAGACUAUCUGCUCAGCACUUCUGGUGACCCAAAAGGGUCUGAGGACAGGAGCUCAGAGUUGGGUCAGCUGUCCAGGUACUCAGGGUUGUCACAGGCAAAACUGCUGGAACUCAGGGCAGCAUUGCAAAUGCCACGCCGCUCUCAGGGCCCCUUGCCUCCCGCUGGAAUUAAACCCACCCAGAUCUUGGAAACUCUGCCCUGGACCCUUCUCAAUAAGUCCAUGAGAAAUCAAACUCUUUCCUUUAUGCGACACUGGAUUUUCCACAAAGUAAAAUCAAGAUGAGUAAAGAUGUGGUUUCUAGAUAGUGCCUGAAAAAGCAGAGACCAUGGUGUCAGGCGUCACCACUUGGGCCUAUAAAAGCUGCCACAAGACGCCAAGGCCACAAGCCACCCAGCCUAUACAUCCGCUCCUCAAUCCUCUCCUGUUGGCACUGGGCCUCAUGGCGCUUUUUUUGACCACGGUCAUUGCUCUCACUUGCCUCGGCAGCUUUGCCUCCCCAGGCCCUGUGCCUCCCUCUACAGCCCUCAGGGAGCUCAUUGAGGAGCUGGUCAACAUCACCCAGAAUCAGAAGGCUCCGCUCUGCAAUGGCAGCAUGGUAUGGAGCAUCAACCUGACAGCUGGCGUGUACUGUGCAGCCCUGGAAUCCCUGAUCAACGUGUCAGGCUGCAGUGCCAUCGAGAAGACCCAGAGGAUGCUGAGCGGAUUCUGCCCGCACAAGGUCUCAGCUGGGUUUUCCAGCUUGCAUGUCCGAGACACCAAAAUCGAGGUGGCCCAGUUUGUAAAGAACCUGCUCUUACAUUUAAAGAAACUUUUUCGCGAGGGACGGUUCAACUGAAACUUCGAAAGCAUCAUUAUUUGCAGAGACAGGACCUGACUAUUGAAGUUGCAGAUUCAUUUUUCUUUCUGAUGUCAAAAAUGUCUUGGGUAGGCGGGAAGGAGGGUUAGGGAGGGGUAAAAUUCCUUAGCUUAGACCUCAGCCUGUGCUGCCUGUCUUCAGCCUAGCCGACCCCAGCCUUCCCCUUGCCCAGGGCUCAGCCUGGUGGGCCUCCUCUGUCCAGGGCCCUGAGCUUGGUGGACCCAGGGAUGACAUGUCCCUACACCCCUCCCCUGCCCUAGAGCACACUGUAGCAUUACAGUGGGUGCCCCCCUUGCCAGACAUGUGGUGGGAGAGGGACCCACUUCACACACAGGCAACUGAGGCAGACAGCAGCUCAGGCACACUUCUUCUUGGCCUUAUUUAUUAUUGUGUGUUAUUUAAAUGAGUGUGUUUGUCAGCGUUGGGGAUUGGGGAAGACUGUGGCUGCUGGCACUUGGAGCCAAGGGUUCAGAGACUCAGGGCCCCAGCACUAAAGCAGUGGACACCAGGAGUCCCUGGUAAUAAGUACUGUGUACAGAAUUCUGCUACCUCACUGGGGUCCUGGGGCCUCGGAGCCUCAUCCGAGGCAGGGUCAGGAGAGGGGCAGAACAGCCGCUCCUGUCUGCCAGUCAGCAGCCAGCUCUCAGCCAACGAGUAAUUUAUUGUUUUUCCUUGUAUUUAAAUAUUAAAUAUGUUAGCAAAGAGUUAAUAUAUAGAAGGGUACCUUGAACACUGGGGGAGGGGACAUUGAACAAGUUGUUUCAUUGACUGUCAAACUGAAGCCAGAAAUAAAGUUGGUGACAGAUA